Camelina sativa (false flax) is the source of this 585-nucleotide messenger RNA. NCBI's taxonomy places the organism in Eukaryota, Viridiplantae, Streptophyta, Magnoliopsida, Brassicales, Brassicaceae. The record is from RefSeq and is a predicted model, not a curated record.
AUGCCAUUGGCGAUUUACCAUCACAAGAAGAUUGAGCUUAGCUUCCACAAGGGACUCGAAACUAACAGUUGUAUACCCAUCCGGAACAAAAUCACCGUACUCGAAGUAGGCAAGACUUGGACACAUACCAUCAAUGGUUUAGACAUCCCGCGAGCAGAAGAAAACGGAGUUGAGGUCAAAGUCAUAGCCGUAGACUCCAUGGGAAUCAAAACUCCAGUCUACACAAGAACACCAACUAUGUUCCUUGACUUUACCCUCAAGCCAGGAUCUCAAACCCACCAGAACGUUCCAGAAUCAUGGACAACUUUCGCCUACAUUAUUGAAGGCGACGAGGGUGUGUUCGGCUCGUUGAACUCUUCCGCUAUAUCUGCACAUCAUGUUGUAGUGAUUGGACCAGGGGGUUUAGUUAGCGUGUGGAACAAGUCAACAUCGAGGUCGUUGAGGUUUCUGUUGAUUGCAGGGGAACCAAUAGGUGAGCCUGUGGUUCAGUGUGGUCCGUUUGUGAUGAACUCACAGGCGGAGAUCGAUUUGGCUUUUGACGAUUAUCAGAAUGCUAAGAACGGGUUUGAAAUGGCCAAGUGUUAG